AUGGAAGCUCUCGAUAGUGGCCGAAAAUCGGAGCGCAUUGCGGUCAAUGUGGCCAAGCAGCAGGGCCAAGACUCGCUGAAUAACUCGGGCGAAAGUGGCUACAGUGACGAACAGCCGUCCGACGAGGAGGAGGACUUGCAGCGGAAGUCAAGUUUGGCUAAUCAGCCGUGCCCGGUCUACGGUGGAACCGGAUUGGAGUCUGACAAAUGGAGCCAGAUGGUUGGACGAUUGGAUAAAUGUUUCGUUAGUAGGUCGGUGUCCAAUAUCUACCAUUUCGCCGUCGCACGUGUAUUGCGAAAGGCGCACAGCGAGUCCGAUAUGAAAUCGCUGGAGAAUGUCGAACGAGCGAACCAGUUUUGCAAUGAAAAGAUCGAAGAUUUGCCCAUCUUCCCGUACGAGGAAGAUGAAGCAGGUCCGGAGCAGGAGGAAAUUCCUGUGGUAUUGCGAAAGAAGCGUAGGUCGGCCUCGAAGAAGGGCAAGAAAAGGCACAAUGAUGCGGGUCAGAAGGAAUCGGCCCAGGACAUGUUUCUCCGAUUGAUGAACCUAGCCGAGGCAGGACAGGAAGUGGAGGAAGAGGACGAAGAUGGUGAGGACGAUGAUGGCGAGGAGCAGGACUUUGAGCGAACCGGCACCGGGAACGACAACGCCGAGGGCGAGUACAGCGAGAACGAAAGUGCAAGUGAGCUGAGUGAGGAGGAGCUAGAGUGUUUGGAGUUGGCAGUAAUGGACGAACGUGCCGAAUCCUCGGUUACGCAGGAACGCCUCGCCGGACCGGAUGCAUCGUCACACCCCGACGCCGAUCGGGAGCUAUCGAGUGAGGAACUGUUCCAACGGAAACGGGAAGCACGUCUGCAAAGAAUGGCCGAACUCAAUUCCAGGUUGGACCGAUACUCGUCACCAACGCCCUCGGCAUCCCCUGCGGAAGAUCCACAAGCAGCACAGCACGAAGGAACGGGCAGCGCCGUAGAUCAGCCCGACGACCAGGUAGUGCUGAGCGAAGACGAACAGAAAUACCUGCAGAGACGUGCCGAGCGGUUGGAGCGGCUUGAGCGCGAAGCGAAGGAGUUCCGCAAUAGGCUUUCCAGAACGGUCCACCGGGGUACCGAAAUAGCGGCACAGAUCGAUGAGAUCCACAAUGGGUUCAUCGCUCGUCAGUCGGAAUCGUCUCCCGUGCCUGGAUGCUCGGGAGAGGCCCAAACGAGCCCCACGGUAGACCUGUCCUGUCUCACCGACAAAGAACGUGAGUACACAUCGGCACGGGCCGAGCGACUUGGACGGCUCGAGAACGAAAGUCAAAAGUUGCUGAGGCAAAUGAAUCAAACCAUGCGACGGGGCAGCAGUCUCACGACGAAGCUUGACAUGCUGCACAGUCGGUACGGUUCCCCGGCGACUAAUGAACCGGAAGCAAGCGUCGAAACGAACAGCUCAGAACAAACGAAACCUGGCGAUGAAUCUGUGCCAAUAGAAUCUUGCGCACCAGAAUCGGUGGAGUUGCCAGCUCAGCAGGAAAGCGCCGUGGAGCAGGAGCGACAAGAUUACACCGUAGCCGGACCUUACAUGCCCAUGGGACCAAUAGAGUUAGUGUUUGUGUCGGACGAGCGAGGAAAAAAUCCGCCGAACGUUCUGACGUUAUAA
Molecule: messenger RNA, 1635 nt
Organism: Anopheles moucheti
Lineage: Eukaryota; Metazoa; Arthropoda; Insecta; Diptera; Culicidae
Exons: 3
Coding region: 1-1635 (544 amino acids)
Source: RefSeq, a predicted model, not a curated record